Molecule: messenger RNA, 9825 nt
Organism: Porites lobata
Lineage: Eukaryota; Metazoa; Cnidaria; Anthozoa; Scleractinia; Poritidae
Source: the annotation of a GenBank genome assembly
CAACUGCCUAAUGGCUUUGCAAAGAAGGCACACCACCACUGCAAUAAGUGCAAUACAGCGUCUCCAAAGUAAAACGCUUUAGUUGUAUUUAUUUUAGCCAAACAUUUUUAACAGUUUGUAAGAACUAAACUCAAAAUUAGCGUUAGUCAAUUAUGGCAAUAAGAUGGACGCAAGAAGUCGAUGGAGGCCCUCGAAGAGUAAAUCAUGCUGCGGUGUCAAUUCGGAAUCGUUUUAUUUUUAGCUUUGGAGGUUAUUGUACUGGAGAGGAAUAUAACCAAAUUGUCAAGAUAGAUGUGCACGUUUUCGAUACAGGUGAGGCUGUAUAGUUACAAUUUAUACAGCGGAGACAGCGCCUGAAAAUUGAUGACGAGUGUUGGCUAAGUGUUUUGCGGAACGUGUUGGUUUACAUCUUAAUUUUGAGGAGGGUCGAAAACGUACCGGAAAUGUAUUGUUUUCGGACUAUGCACAACAAAUAUUUGCAUAAAAUCACUGCUUUGUGUUUUCAGAGGUUUUAACAGGUUGUUGAUAAUUUUCAAGCCUACAUUCGUAUCCUAUUUAGAUAUUUAGAAUUUUCCUAAACGUCCAUUUUGACAUGUGAGAUGCACUUGAGCGAGCGUGUUUAUUUCGGAUUCGAAGGCUCUCAGCUUAUUAGUUUGUGAUUAAUAAAUUAUGCCACCACAAGCAAGUGGGCAGAUUGUGUUGUUUUUGUUCGUAAAAGAAUAGCACAUACUAGGUAAGAUAAAACACCGCAAUUAUUCGAGGCAUAAAAAAUGUUCAGACUAGCUAUUUCAUUAAGUUGUUGGAACAUUUCUUAAUCUGUUUGUCACUAAACAUUUUUUCUCGUGGGUGCAAUACUCGUCUUAUUAUGGAUGUGAAUCAAAUCGUUUAUGCCGAAGCUGGAUAGUUAUUUACUUGCUCAAUUCACAGCUUUGUGUCUUUAAGUUCUUUUGAAAAGGUUAUUUUUGCUUGGAACAUUGAUUUUACGAUGUGAGUCUUAGAAAAAACUUAAAUCAGUGAACUUUCAAUCAGAUUGUCCCAUGCAUCUCCAAAUUUGUCAUGCAUCAACAAAGUUAGUAACAGCAGCGUGAACCUGUAUAUAAAAAAUGUGCCAUUAUUAUUUUACUGAUGGAAUUCUUUUUCUAAUCUCCACGUCUGGACUCAUUAGUGCUUUCUCUGAUUUACAAAUACUCAUAGUAAACAUAUACAUUCCCUUAAAUUUCUGAACAGUGCCAUGCCGAUGGAUGAAGAUCUCUGCUUCUUCUCCAGAAGGUUAUGAAUCCAUUCCAUACAUGAGAUAUGGUCACAGUGCGUCAGCUAUUGGGGACUUAGUUUAUAUAUUUGGUGGAAGGAAUGACACCUAUGGAGCCUGUAAUACUCUCUUCUGCUUUGACACAGGUGAUCCUUUUGACUGAGGGCCUGUUUACAUGGAGGUGGGGGACCCCAGAUAGGUGCGGUAACAUGUGGUGGGUCACACCACCUAUCGUGUUAACGCGAUCAAAGUAAAAUGAGAGAUUAUAUGGACAGGCGGGUUACCCCACUUAGGCAGGUUACCUCACUUACCAGGGGUCCCCCACCUCCCUGUAAACAGGCCCUAAUUGUUAAACAGUACUAUGGUUCUAUGUCUAGUGGACUUAGGUUAUAUUCACACUAAAGCGGAUAGCUUUUGCGCUGCCACAAAAAUCAUAGCGGAAAGGGCUUGUGCUCACUCACAAGAACGGUUGUGGUGGUGCGAUUUCUGUGAUGGAGCAAAGCUGCACAGUGCUGAUCUCGAGUGUAGAGGGCACAUAUUGGAUAGUUGGUUUUUUGCCAUACUUUGGUACAGUGUGAACACAUAUUUGGCCCAUCACAGAAGUAAAUAAGUAGCAGUGAGGACUGGAAAUAAUUAGGAGUGAGAACUGGAAUUUAGUGCACCAAACCCCCCUCAGCCAACCACAGCAGCGCGAUGUUCAAUGUGUGUGAAAGACUUGUACCACCCCCAAGCUGUUGCUGUUCUUAUUUUACCAGAUAGCUUUUUGUAGUACCAUGAAAAGCUAAAAUGUCAACAUUGGUCCUGUUGUGUCACUCUGCAUGCCUGGGACAGCGGAGGCUGCUGACCAGCAUUGUUUCGCAUUUAACUUAGCUUAAAUAACAUUUGACCACAUCAUAAGUUAUUGUUGUUUCUGUCAUACUCAGAAAACUGUGAGCACCUGAAGUAUUUCAGAAAUGUUUAUUGUGUUGUGGCCAAACAGAACAAAGAUCAGGACAUGGGGGGAAGCCACAAAACCACAAACUUAUUACCGUUGUUAAUUGCAAUUUAGCUUUCUGACAACUGAUUGACUUUUUCCUUGCAACUCAAUAAAAUGAGGGCAUAGCCAAGCGGUUAGAGCAGUUAGGGCACUGUAUUUGUUAUUUUGAAGCCCCAAGUUCAAGUUCCCUAACUAGACUGCUAACUAGAUUUGUUCUUGGUAGUCUAGAGUUGAAAUCAUCGGCUACGCUUGUAAAAUAGCCAACUGGUUAACCUAGAACCAGUUAGAAAUAUUAACCAUGUUAUGUUCCAUUUAAAUUAUUUGUUUUAUUUAUCCCUGGAAAGCCCCAUAAGGGAAGUGGAUAAUGAACUAUUUAAAUAUCUCUGGUGUCCAUGAUUUUCUGAGUUUCACAAUAAAGUUUUGUGACCUGUUUGUAGAAACUUGCAGCUGGUCCAGACCUAAAGUGAAUGGAAGACCUCCAGCUGCACGUGAUGGACAUACAGCUUGUGUUAUUGAUUCAAGGAUUUAUAUUUUUGGUGGUUAUGAAGAAGAGGUAUGAUCCUGACCCUUUCUUGUCUACAUUGUUUGCAGCUGAUGGGGAAAUGUGUAGAUUUUAAGAGAUUACUGUUAUUAAAGUCUGUGUCAACUAAGACCUCUGGCUAUAAGGUUUACUAAUUUACUAAGGUUUACCAAUUUUUGGCAGGGUUACUGCAACAGUGUCAAUACUACACCGAUGUACGGGCCUGUAACAGUCCAUCCCCCCCAUGAGAGAUAGACCACACCACCGGGGACUCAUGUAUGUCCCCUAUUUUUUAUGAGCAAUGUGUGGGUUCUUUUAUUAAUGUCCCACGGAAUUGAAAUUUACAUGUGCAAGGGUUGUGAGACAGGACCUAUGGUUUAUCGUCCUUACCCAAGAAGACAAAAGACCCUGAUUUUUGGUCUAGCCAGGGUUUCAACCAGCCGCCUCCCCUUCGGCAGGGUGGUGCUUAUCCAACUAAGGUAUUAACUGGGUGGCAGUAAAGAGGAACGCCUGACUAAGAUGGUCACUCAGUGCCGUUCCCAACAGGGUCCGUUUUAGGAAGAGCUGAGUCUCUACAUGAUACUAGAGCUGUGAGUUAACUGUAGUCCUUAAAGGGGUUGUGUUUUGGCUGGCUACUUUAUUUUGUUUAUAAUGCCAGUUAUGCAUCCAUAUUUUCUAUAAACAAACUCUUGUUGGAAUGUUUGAAAAGGUGGCGGCAGCUGCUUAAUAGAGGUUUAAGUUCACAUUCUUUUCUACAAAAAAAUUAUAUUAUUUCGAGACUUUUAUUGAUGGCCGCUUAAUAGGUGGCCACCUAAUGGAGGUUGACCUGCUCUUACAAGUUCUGGUUAUACCUAAUCCUUUAAAGUUAUAACUGUGUGACUCUAUUUUUUAAGGGGGAGUGUUUCUCCAACACUGUUGAAUAUCUGGACACUCAAACAUUAACAUGGCAUGCACCCAGAGUAAUGGUAAGUUUAUUGUAAAAUCUUUCUGUUGUGGCUAAUUUCUUUGCAAGGGUAUUGAUCAGUACUUAACACCCUAAUCACUAUUGUCAGUAUUUUUACAUACUGUAAAAUUCUGAAAAUAAGCCCCUCCAUGUAUAAGCCCAUCCAAAUAUAAGCCUCUCAAAAUCGUAACGCAAAAAAACCCUCUGUUAAAUCGUCCCUCCAAAUAUAAGCCUCCCGGGGGGCUUGUACUUGGAAUUUGCCCUUGAAUACAAAGUAAAACAAAGCAGAAAUGGUAAAUUUCCUUCCCACUACAAGCUAGCCCAAUCGAAUUUGAAAUGCAAAUUUCCCUCCGUACAUAACCCCUCCAAAAAUACGCUCCUCAAAAAGGGCCUUUGAAAAAUAUAAGCCCGGGGCUUAUUUUCGGAAUUUUACAGUAGGUUAGAAAAAUCAACUUAGCUUAAAUCAAAAUUAACCUGAAAUCAAAUUAGACCUGUAACAUAUAUUCAGGGCAAAAAUGAUGUACUGGUGUUUGUACAAACUAGCUUGAAUAAUUGGAGGAAUUCUUUGUUUCUGUUCUUCAGGGUAAACCAGCCAAAUGGCGGGACUUUCAUUCAGCAACUGCUGUUGGAACAAACAUGUACAUUUUUGGAGGAAGAGGUAAGAUUGUAUUCUCUGUUCAAUGUACUGUUAACAACUGAGUGUACAAUCACACAUCCUUGUAAACCACCCACAUGUACUACCCAAAAUACAAAAAUCAGAAAUUGUUGUCAGAACCUCUUAGGACAUUAGAUUUUGUCAUAUUGGGUGGUCAAUACUAAUUUAGGGAAAUGUUUUCUUAUUCAUAGAGAUCACUGCUUUUUUUGUUACAGGGGACAGAAGAGGGCAUGAACACAGUGGUGAAGAAGUUUAUUCCAAUUCUGUCAGAGUGUUUGAUACAGGUGUGUUGGGUUUGCUUGGUUCCAUGUUAUUGGCCAGCUCCUGGUACAAACUGUCUAACUUGGGCAACUGCAGAAAAAUCUGACUAGCAGGAAUUAAAUGGCACAACACUUAUCUGAGCAACACUAUUCCUUCAGUCUAGACAUAAUUUGUAUAGCCAACCAAAAAGAUUUACAUGUGCUUGUAAUGUCAUUGACACCCAGGGAAUAAAGACUUACAUGUAUGAGUAAGGAACCCAUCUGUAGAAGAAAAACUGCUUGGGGAACCAUUACACAGAAGAAGAUCCAGGAAUCAUCCAGCUGUGGUCUUUAUUGAUCAGUUACAAUCUAGAAUGAGACACUUGACUACAAAGACUACUUCGUCAUUCAGCACAUGUGGUAACGCUACACAAAUAAAUGUACAUUAUAUUGUGUGAAACACUGUAUUCUUGGUUUCAUCUUUGCAGUAAAAAACUGUUGGUUUAAACUGAAAACAUCUGGAGAGGUACCAGUUGGACGACGCAGUCACUCAGCAGGUUGGUUAAUUUACAUAAAGUGGUUUCUUGGGAAAAAAUUGCUUGCCCUUCUGGAAAGCUGUUGAUCAAGUUUACUUGCCCAGAGCAGUCACACUGGCCCCAAACUUUGUUUUGCACUAACAUUCACUUAUCCCAGCAAAUAUUGCUUGCCUAUUGAACAACUUGUUAGUAAUUAAAAGAAGCUAGCCUUAUAGGGCACGCCAUUAACCCAGAACUAUCAUGCAGCCAUUUAUCCCACUCCGCAAACUAAAUAAUAAUUUUUAUUUAUAUUAAUUUGUUUUAUUGUUUGUUUACAGUUGCCUAUGGCAAACACAUUUUUGUGUUUGGUGGUUACAAUGGACUUGAAAGGAAACAUCAUGGAGAGGUGUAUAGUUUAGAUGCAGGUGUGAAUUCAGUGAAGCAAAUAUAGAUAAGAGUGCUUUUUUUUUGAAAAUCAGUGUUUGUUGACAUAUUUUGGAUAUUUAUACUAUGCUGUAGCUGGAGCAAAGGACGUUUGACCAAGGAAAGAUUUUUUAUCAUCUUUACUCACAUACCCAUGCAAAGGUCAUCUGUCUGUUUGUGUGACUGGUUUUUAAAGAUCCAUCAGUGUUAUUUAUGAUGUUUAUUAUUAUUGUUAGUUUAUCAGGCAUUUACCUUGAGAUACUUUCAUAAAUACGUAUUAAUAGUAAAUAAUAUAAUAUAUUCUAUAGAAUAAUGUAUCAUUAGGAUAUUGGAUAUUUUCUGUGAAGAAGUUAUUCUAUUGACUGGUGUACAACAGCAAUUAAAAGUCUUAAUCUGCAAUUAUGAGGGACAAAAUAUUGUUGUCCAGGGUGCGUUGUGUAACAUAGAAAUCUUUGAUCUCCUCUCCACCAUUCUGAGAGUUGGUUUGCUUUUCAGACCCCACAGGCCACCUGACCGGCAGCGUAGCAUUACAUGAUGGAUUUUAGGGGGGGAGGGAAGGGAGUUACACUUUUGAUUACUUGGGGAGCCAAUGUGGCUUAGCGGUUAUAGCGCUGGAUUUGUGAUCUGGAGUCUCUGGGUUCAAGUCGCUCCCUGACUGCUAGCUGGAUUUGUUGUCGGUAGCUCUCAUGCAUCCUCAUCCAUGCUUGUAACAGAGCCAACUGGUUUGCUUCCCACCAGUUGGGAUUCUUAACCAUGUCAUUUUCUAUUUGAAUAAUAUUAUUUCUUUCAUUAUCCCUGAUAAGCACCAGGGGAGAGGAUACUCAGUAUUUAACUUUUAGUUUACUUUGUGGCAAGUUUGAAUGAUUGUAAAUAAUGAUUUCUCUUUUUUGCUGUUUUGUCUUAGAAACCAAAGUGUGGGUUAAGCGGAACGUCUCAGGCCAUGGUCCGUGUCCACGCCGAAGACACUGCUGUUGUCUCAUAGGAUCAAAGCUCAUGAUAUUUGGAGGCACAAGGUAAGAGAUUAGCCUGAUUAUCAUCAGUAACAUAAGGAAAGGGAUUGUACUCUUCAAACCCAACAUCAAUCACCUGCUUACUAUCAGGUGCCCCCCCUCUUACAACCCCAUCACUGACCUGCAAUGCAAGAUGAGUUUGUGUUUUUACAAUUUGCAGCCUUUUGUAGGUUGAGAAUUAAACUUAAGUAGGCCAUAGUUUUUAUUUUCAAUUAAUGUUUAAUGCUUUAAUUCCAUAUUACCUGUCUCAGUUUUUGUCCACUGGAAAAUCAUACACAUACAGCUGUAGUAUGAAAUGAUGGAUGGCCCCAGGGAGGAUUAGCAUGGUUUUAAUAAAAUGAGUGAAGUGCUUGUGAGCACUUUAAUACAAAAUUCUUUGUUGAGCCUGGUUUUCUUACUGUUGCUUGUAUUCAUAGAAUGGCCUCCUGUUCUUUUGCAUGUUUCCUUAAUUUAAGCACUUUCAUGUGGAACACCACUUGUUAGCUUAAAAAAGAGAGAAUGAAAUGCUAUGUUGUCUGUGGCUUAUGGUACAAGUACAGCGCAAGUACUGUUUAUUGUUACUAUGUUGCAACAUAUAAAUAAUGCAGUUUUUGUUUAUGGAAAUUUAUUUUACCGGUUUUUUUUAUGUUAUAGUCCUGUCUCUGGAGCUCCAAUUGAUGAUGAGUACAAUCUUCAAGAUCACUCUGAUCUCUACAUCCUAGAUCUUGGUAAGCAAGGGUUUAAUCUUAAUAAAUUAUGAUUUUUUCGCUAAAUCCGGUUUUGAAGACACUAGAAAAAGAGUUAUUGAGAUUUUAGGCUGGUUUGGUCUCAAGAUUGGAUCAAAAUAGUGUAAUUAAUCUCAAAUAUGUAUUGUAGUUGGCAACAGAAGAAAAUACCAUAAUAUUAUUUAAACUGUUGUUUGGAUGGUGCUUCAUGUGAACCUGAUAUUUGCGUGGUGGUUUAUUCUUUGUAUGAGCUGCAUGUGCAGAGUAUACCUGUUUACAAGAAGCUGAUGCCGCAUUGCACAUGUAAACCAUGCAAAGAACAAAAUAACCUUCUUGCAAAAGUGGCUUUGCAUGAAGCACCAUCCAAAUGGAAAUUGUAAUUAAAUGAUACUAUAAUAUUUUACAUCUUAGCCAAUCUGUAGCAGUGCCAAGUAAUUUACUAUGCCUUUGAUAUCUCAUGUCGACAGAACUAUUAAGCUUGGACGAUUUUCCAAGAAUUUCUGAUGUCAUCUUUUGAAGAUUUUCAAUGUUUUGAAGUUGACCAAAAGUUAAUGUUUCUAUCAUAAAAGAAGUGUGAAAACUUUUGAGUGUUUUUGAAACUGACUCGAAGACUUCUGAUGAUUGCUAGAAUGUAAGAAGAGCACAAGACCAUGCUCACAUUAUCUUUCCGAACUGCUGACAGCUACGAAAGUGGAUAUGUAAAGUUAUGUUGUUGUUGUUGUUGUUAGUGUUAUUUGGAAUAAAAUAGGGGCUUUCAAGGUAACGGCUGUUGUCUUUUCUUAUCCCAUUUUGGUAUCUGUUGUAAAUGCAUCUAAAACAUAGCAUGUUCUACUUCACAGAGCCAUCUCUUCGAACAUUGUGUAAACUGGCAGUUAUUCAGUACAGACUAGAUCAGACACCAUUACCCAAAGUGCUCAAGUAAGAGGAUAAUUAAAACACAUUAUAUAGCAUUGUUAACAGCUACACUGGAAAUUAGUGUUCAGUGGCUUUGAUUUAAAUAGUCACACUAUAGGAUUUUAUCCACAGAAUCAAAAGUUAUACCCACUUUGUACAGCAUAAUAAACAGCACCACAGGAAAGCACUGCUCAGUAGCGUUCAUUUGAAUGCCAUCACACAAUAGGAUUUCAUCCACAGAUUCAAAAGUUAGACCCACUUUGUACAGCAUAGUAAACAGUACCACAGGAAAGUACUGCUCAGUAGCUUUUAUUUGAAUGGUAACACCAUAGGAUUUCAUACACAGACUCAAAAGUCUGAACCACCUCAUGCAGCAUCAUGACAUCUAUUACAUUUAAGUUCUUUCCAGUCAGUCGUCCAGAAGCUUUCAUUCCAAUGGUUACAUUUUAGAAAACUGUCAAUUCUCCUUUUGGUUUGAAACCCACAAUGCCUCAAGCUACAAAGGUAAACCAUUGUCUAUAAUGAGUUUGUUUCUUUUAAUUACAGGAUGGAACUGAGUAUUAUGGAGGCUGGUAGGAGUUCAGUGAGGUCUUCACAGGGAUAAAUUGCAGCACAGAAGAGGUUCAUUCAACAAGGAUCUGAAGAGAUUCACACUCCCACUGGCUUCAUCAGUCACUGUAAGAGGCGCGCAAUUCCCAGAAAAUGUCAUUUGGGAUUGUUUUAGAAAUCUUGUAAGGGGCAAAUUUAUAGUCAGUUACAAUGAGGAGUUCUUCAGUCACUUUCCAAAGUCUUAAUCUAAAACGGGUUGAUCAUAACCUGUCGACACAAUUUUUAGGGAAUAUUCAUCCUGGGCUUUGUUUAGAAACCAGGAAAUGGGAACUAAUGUAUGGCGUUAAGCACUCUACAAGGCAGUUUUAUUGCCUUAUUGUAGUUUAUUAAAGAAGAGCUGGGAUUUUUUUACAUAAAUUUAUAAAUAAUAAUAUUAUUACAGGAUGCUAUAUGCUUUGCACAUAGUAUUUUCUUAUGAAAGAGCUAUAAAAUUUGUUGUUCCGCUGCAUGCUUCAUUUUCUGUUUAAAAUCAGUAGUUUUUUAUACUUGAUUCUCAUUGUCGACAUCAUGACUUUGUAUGCACUUGCUGACGUCACUAAGUUCUUAGUGACAUCACUCUUGAGAUGAUGUGUCAUUGACUAUUUGUACUGACUUCAUUGUUCAUCUUUACUGUGGUAUUUUGCCAGAUUUACAUUACCAAUUAAUAGUCUCCUUAGUUGGCCUCAAUGACAUCAUAACAUUCAGCCAUGUUACGUCACUAUGACAUGCACUUUUUCUAGAAAAAAAACACUUCAAAGCAAACUUUUCUAUCUCCCAUGAAGUCUGUCGUUACUAUUUAGGUAUCAUUAUAAACGUAGUUAAUCAUUCAAAAGAACUAAUGUAUUUGUUAGGAGAAAAUUAUUAUUAAUCAUUCGCUUGGGGAAAAAAUUUAUUUUAGGUGAAACAGGACUUAAAAAAAAGAAUUAAAUUAAAAAUAAUCGUAUUAAGCUUGAGAUCUGUCACACAGAGGUUUUUGAAAGUCCAAAGUGGACUGCGCUACCCGGUGGUGAAAUAAUUUUUUUUACUUUUCUACAACUGUAUUUGCUAAGGAAAAUAAAAUUGUAAUAUAUCUUAGAAACAUACCUGUAAUGGGAAAUUCAAUUAGGGGC